Molecule: messenger RNA, 1650 nt
Organism: Puccinia graminis f. sp. tritici CRL 75-36-700-3
Lineage: Eukaryota; Fungi; Basidiomycota; Pucciniomycetes; Pucciniales; Pucciniaceae
Exons: 2
Coding region: 17-1426 (469 amino acids)
Source: RefSeq, a predicted model, not a curated record
CCUCGAAACCAUCAUCAUGCUACUCCACUGGAUAGUCCGCUCCAUGGAUGGCGACGAGGCCUCGGAAUCGGAAUCGAGCUCGAGGGGCCAGCAGACCGCAACACAUCGUGUGAUCAGGGCGUUGAAGGAACUGUUGGACUACUAUCAGUUCUCACUAAGUCAAUCGUUUUGCCAUCAUGUAGAAAAUAUUUCGAUCGAUCGACUGGACUGGAAGAGAAAGAUCUUGAACGAUUUGCAAACAAGCCUACUGCCUCUGAUCAAGCGCCAAAUCUCGGUCCUCCUAAACUCACUAGACCUAUCUCAUAUGCCAAUUCAUGCUUGUCCCAACCCAGAAUUGACCCUCCAAAUCGUAUCAGAAAUAGAACAUACCCUUGACGAAACCCGAUCGGCCGUGGAACUCAUCGCUCUUCGACAGCCCCUACCAGCCUCAAGUCAUGACCAUCACCUCGAGAAAUUCAAGUCCAUAAGAUCUCUUCGACUGAUGCGGAAGACCAAGACUCUGAUACAAGAGAAUCUGUGCGACUUAUUCGAAGCAUGUGCACUUCUAAUCUGGGAACACGAAAACAAUGAUCCAGAAGACUUAGGCUAUCAGGCCCACGCUUCCAAACGGAGACAACGAAUCACGAUGAUGGCUGCCGAUUAUCAAAAUCGAGUUGAUCGACUAAUCGAAUGGUCAAAACUAUCUGACUUUGGCUUCCUUCAACACGAGUGGAGACUGACCUCAUACAAACUCAGCGAGACCUUGGAGGUCUUGGGCAAGAUGACAAACGAAAGCUAUUCUACCUCAUCAAACAACGACAAGGAAGAUGAUCAGAUUGCUGAAGAUCGAUCAGUAGAAGACGAGGAGACAAAGCGAUUAGCUGACCAUAGGGAACGCGCUAAUCAAAUCGCCCAAUCGUUCAUUCCAUUCAUCAAAUUAGGACGAAUCUUCUAUGACAAACUAUCGAAAACAGCGAUCAAUCGAUUACCAUUUGAAUUGUAUACUGAGAUGAGCUCAGAUCAACUGGAGCUCCUGGCUAACAGGACGUCUUGGAUUGAAUCGAGUAUCAAUGACCUGAUGGGCGAGCUAUCUAGACUGCAUAAUUCAUCAGAAGAUUUUGAACGACGGAUCAGCUGGAUGAGGAACGAAGCCAUAAUGACUCUGUAUAGGCUCGAUCGGACCUUGCUCGACUUAUCCCUCAAUCUGAUCCCUGUGCACACAACUACAAGCACUGCUUAUAGUAGCUCUCCUCCUCAAUCUCACUUCAAAACUUGGUUUCUACCCUUGAAAAAACAGUUCCGGGCUGCUUGUGUCCAUUUUCUUCGGACCAUUAAUAUUGGUUUUGGGGAUCUACUUGGACAAGACAACGAGAGUGAGUCGGAAGAGGACGAGAACGAGAACGAGAACGAGAACGACAGACGAGUGGAAGAAGAUCCUAUCCCUUGACUCAGAAUCAAGAAUCACCUAGUGGCAAUUUAAUUUAACCACCAAACAUUUUUUUUUUUGCUCUUUGAUGACCUCCAUAGCAUCUGCUUUUUGAAUUUUUAGAAAUCUUGUAAUUUGUUCUUGAAUCAAAUGUUCUAAAAAUGAUCUACAAUCCUUUAAUACUUGUUGCUCUCUUCACAGCCAAUCAAUGCUUUUAAUUUUCUCUUAUGCUGGCGCAAUUUAAC